Haemonchus placei is the source of this 555-nucleotide messenger RNA. NCBI's taxonomy places the organism in Eukaryota, Metazoa, Nematoda, Chromadorea, Rhabditida, Trichostrongylidae. The record is from the annotation of a GenBank genome assembly.
AUGAUGUUUUUGUAUGAGCAUGAACCGAAUUUUUCUGGUUCGAUAUCUUCCACUCGGAAGGUCCUCGAUGCAAUGUCUAUAUGCGCUCGCGCUACAAUUUUCUACAACUUCAAGGCAAAUAGGAUAGCUCGCGGUUUCUAUGCUUACAAGCGUCCGCAGUGGAGCGUAUUGGAUGAGAAGACAACACAACUGAAACGUGAAUUGAAUGAAAUAUUGCGAUUACCUGGCUCGUCUGACGGACGCUUUGCAGAAAUAUAUAUGCCAUACCUCUCCAUGAUAAGGCCAGCAUUAACGGGUAGCCAAUAUCGACUGGUGAGCUAUCUCACGAGGCCAUGGAAAUUUUCAUGGAGUACGAGUCGAGACCUAUGGGACCAUCAGUUGUCCACUGAUCCAGCUUAUCGAACGGCUCUUUCCAGGGAAAACUCUUUCAAGAAUUCGUUACGGAGUUCUCUUCAAGAAGAAAAUGAUUUGUACGAAGAUUCUCCUCAAAUUGAGGAUUCUGAGGAGGAAAUUCAUAGUGAUGACAGUUUCGAUGAACCUGUCACACUGUAUUAG